Molecule: messenger RNA, 1004 nt
Organism: Lepus europaeus (European hare)
Lineage: Eukaryota; Metazoa; Chordata; Mammalia; Lagomorpha; Leporidae
Exons: 4
Coding region: 1-846 (281 amino acids)
Source: RefSeq, a predicted model, not a curated record
AUGCCGCAGGUUCUGCCCCACGGGCCUUUCCUCCUGGGCGGUGCUGUCGGCGCUGCCUUCUGUUCAGAAUCUGAGUGUUUGAACGCCGCGCGGUGUCUGAGGUGGCGCCCGUUCCCCUCAGCGCGGCUCGGAGCCGCGGCUGCCGACGGCGUUAGCCUCUUCCCGAUUCCUUGCCUUCUGCCGCUCUGCAGUUGUGACAUCACACGGGACACACUCAGAGCCCACACCAAAGAGCUCAGCACACAUCCGUCUGAGUCACCUUCCUCCUCACCCAGGACACCGUGUGUGGUCGAAGCUGACGUCUGUUGUCUGUUCCGUCGCUCUGCCUGCCUUGUUUUCCAGGCCCACCAGCCUCCUCUCGCUGGGAGGACCCUUUCACACUGUCAGCUGAGACAAUGGAAGCACUCCUGCCUGCACUGCUCUGUGUCUGCAGAUUCGAACCUCUUCCGGGGACACCUCCCUGACGCCACCCUGCCUUCUGACAAGGUGGGCUCCCCCUCUGCUGCGCCGUUCUUCUUGGCAUCUUUUAGGCCGUCGCGACUCCCUGCUGGGGCAGUGGCUGCAUCCUGGAGCACAAAGUUCUUUGAGGCACAAAUCACUACUUUAAAUAACUUCAGAAGUUGUAGUGAUGGAAUGAAGAAAAACGGAAUACUACACACAAGUCACUGCUGGAGAAAGAGUAAGCUCAGCCCCCAGACGAGGCACGAGGUGCCUGUGCCCUGCACCAGCCCCUGGCCCUCCAACGUCCCCAGUGUCUUUCAGUCCAUUUCAGGAACAAAGGAUGGCCUGCAGCAGCCCCUGGAGGCCACCAUCACCUGUGUGAUCGGUGAGCACGAGAUCCCCUAGGGGCUCAGGCACACACAGGCUAUGGACCUCACAGUGGUGGCCUUGGUUGUGAACAUGCUAGGUUCUGUGAUACAUGGCUGGCCUCCAACUAGCUGCUUUCAAAAACGGGACCAGCCAUUUCUGGUUUUUUUUAAUAUUGCAAAUAAAAUGUCCUUGUA